AUGUGGGUUGUGGAAACGGGACCAGAGUGGAGCGAGGAGGAUGGUGAGGAAUUGUGUAAUCGUCCACCUCCUCCAGCAUCGCAGCCAACAAUGGAUGGGGAGGAGGAAGUGGUGCCUUUGGACAGUGGCAUGGGGAUGGGUGCCAGUGGGUGU
Messenger RNA from Hydatigera taeniaeformis, 153 nucleotides. Lineage: Eukaryota; Metazoa; Platyhelminthes; Cestoda; Cyclophyllidea; Taeniidae. The record is from the annotation of a GenBank genome assembly.